AUGAUUCCAAACAAGAAUCUUCUGACCAUUUAUCGAGUAUUUCAAGUGGCAAGCCCAAACAAAGACUGCCUAGAACUUGGAAAGCCGGAAAUAAACGCUGCAUAUUUGCAAGAAAAUGCGGAAAUGGAGAAAGCAAAUGGAGUGCACGCCGAAUUUAUACAUCCACAUCCAGUUCACUCUCUUCAACUGGAAAUCAUGCCACCGGAAGUUUCAACAUUGCACACAGCGUAUUUGAACAUCGCUCAAAAUAAAAUGGUCGCCCAGUCAAAAUGCGAAAGGGAUAAAGAUGGCAACCGCGGCCUUCUAUGGCACCUUCCACAUACGAUCUCGCCUCCGCGUGAAGACUUUUACGAUGGAAAAAGUGGCCUCAAAUUUAGAAUUUAUGAUGUUGUCUUUCAUCCAGAUACGAUUAGAAUGGGCAAAACGAACUCGAACUUUAUGACCAUGCUUCAUAAAUCAGCAAUAGAUGCAGUUUCGUCUAAUUUUAAAGUAAAGGUCAGUCCUAAAUACGAGCAAGUAAUGGACAGGUCGUACGUGGGAAAAGAAGAAACCUGCGUCCUGACAACUCCACUUCCCGCACCCGAAGCAACAAAAACUCCCCGACCAAGUUCAAGGGGAAAGCCAAGCAAACUCAACCCAAAGAAAGAAGAGGAGAUUCGUGAGGAUUUGCAAAAAUUCAUGGAGAACAGGCCUGGUAGAACAAAGGGUAAAGUGGUGACGAAAUCGACAUUGAGAACACGAUGGGAUGGAAAAGCAGGAGUCAAUGAUGAUGGAACGUUGAGUCCGCGAUGGCAAAUUAAGCAGUCUAAAAAGAUGGACUUGACGGAUUUCAUCUCUAGCCCGCAAUACCCAGAUUCGGACAAGAAAGAUGAUCUUGUCGUGUCAAUUUGGCUACCGGACUUAAACUCAGCGAAAAACGUGAAGAUAGAUAUUGCCGAGAAGACAUUGACUCUUGAAACGACCAACGAGCCGAAGUUAUACUGUGCUAAAAUUUCACUUCCGUACAACGUCGAUUCUAAAGUCGGUAAAGCGGUGUUCAGAAAUGCCGAGCAAAUUCUCGAGAUCAAAUUACCCAUCGCGAUGAACAAGCUUUCUUUUGACGAUGCUGUGAACAAUAUUGAGCCGCCUGAAAUUCCGGAUGAUUCGUCUGAGAAGAGGGGGCCCAGACUGGACUUGACAGAAAAGGAACUUGAAGAGGAAAUCCGCCGCAUCAGCAACCAGCCGCACUGCUCGUUAGCUGAGCUCAUCCCCGCUCACAAUUUGUUUCUUCCUGACUUCAAGGCGAGCGAGUCUGAACGAUGGUGUCUAUUCGAGAUCAAUGUCUCAGAAGUGCCAUUUGAUAUGGAAAAUGACUGUGAAAUCACCGAAAACGGGUUCCACCUUGCUAACAAAUUUGAUCCUGCAAUAGAAAACAUCGGCCUUAAUGUAACCAUUGGUAACGGUGGUGUCAAGAUUGAUGAAUGCCACAAGUACACGCACCGACAAUUUGCACCUGGCAAGAGAGUGCUCGAAGUCAAGCUGAGAAAAAAGAAUGAUGGACUCUUGAAGCAUUUCAACAUGGGAAAAACAAGAAACUCACUCGAUUCGUACCGUUUUGAUGCUCUUAUAAGCGACCGACAGGUACUUUAUAUGACUGUCGAAGGUGACCGAUCAUUACCGCAGCAAAACGAGCCCGCUGUCUGGCUGCCCACGUCUAAGGCCGGAACUCCGAUUAAAGAGCGUGCAGUUUUGAAGGCUAAUCGAGGGAAGAAGAAAAAUUACCGAUGGUAG
Messenger RNA from Oikopleura dioica, 1770 nucleotides. NCBI's taxonomy places the organism in Eukaryota, Metazoa, Chordata, Appendicularia, Copelata, Oikopleuridae. The record is from the annotation of a GenBank genome assembly.